UUCACAUGCCAUUCGGUGAGAUGACAAUUACCCUGCACGACGUGCAUUACAUCAUGGGUUUGCGAGUUAGUGGAACUCGCCCUAACGUUUGGAUGGAUAAGGCCGACGCGAUCCAGCUUGGUGCGAGAGCUUUCGGGGUCGCACCCGCACUUAUGGAGCAGUGGUGGUAUGGUGGCGGACCCCGGUUAGAUGAUUUGGAGGUGAAGUAUGGCGACAAUUCUACAUUUCCUUCCGCGUAUCGGGUACGAGCAUAUAUUGCAUACUUGCUUGGAAAGUUGUUGUUCGUGGAUAAGAGUGGAUCGAAGGUUAGAGCAGAUUUUUUCCCACUGUUAGAGGAAAUCAAUCUCAUUUGCGAGUAUUCUUGGGGUUCGGCUACAUUGGCCUAUCUGUACCGACAGUUGGGCAUGGCUACGCGAGCUGAGGCGGCGCAGAUUGCUGGAUGUCUGACAUUAUUAGAGUGUUGGAUAUAUGAGUAUUUUCCGUGUUUCCGGCCUCCGAUGGUUAACGCACAUGUUACGGGAGAGCCAUGGUGUAAACGGUGGCAGGUGAUACAUCAUAUUCCUAAGGACGAGGAUAUACUUGUAGAUUAUCGUAGACGUCUCGAUUCGAUGCGUCCGUCAGAUGUGAAUUGGACGCCAUUUGGAUUGAAAGUGUCAUCUGAAGUUGCAAAGACGGUUCAUCACGGGACUAUUCGAUGGAUGGAUACGGUCGAGCCUUAUAUGCCCGAUAGAGUUUUGCGUCAGUUCGGGUUUCGGCAGAUUAAACCGGCGGACCCAAUUCGUCCGCUAAAAGGGUCUAAGAGGGAGAGAAAAAUAGCAUCUUACAAGGUUAACUAUGAGCCUGGCGAUCAGAUGUGGGAUAUCCCCCACACGCACAUGCUUAGUCGAGCUUACUAUGGUCAUCCGGCGCGUCCAGCUUGGGAGUCGGAUCCGGAGUAUAUGCCGUGGUUUCUAGACCACACCCACGUCCGUGUACAUCCUAGUACCGAGCCGGUUGAAAGAGCGGAACCAUCUGCAGUUCCGGCUAUAUAUGAUCUCACCCGAGUGUUGCAUCCGUACUUCUACGAUAACUUGCCUCCGUCUACUAUUCCAGGAUAUCGGCAUAUGCCCGAUGACUUCUUCAGGACGAUCCAGGACAUGUGCGCCCCAUUCGCUGAGUAUCUACAGUUGGACCGUGCUGAUGCUGACGAUCGGGAUGCAGGAUCCUCUCAGGGGCGACAUUCUCACCGCAGGCGUAGGACGAGGGAUACUUAGGUGUUCAGGACCUGAUUUCCGUUUUUUAAGCUUAAUUUAUGUUUAAUAAAAUAUGGUGUAACCAUAACCUGAUUUCCGUUUUUUAAGCUAAAUCUAUGUUUAAUAAAAUAUGUGUAACCAUAACCUGAU
Erythranthe guttata (spotted monkey flower) is the source of this 1382-nucleotide messenger RNA. NCBI's taxonomy places the organism in Eukaryota, Viridiplantae, Streptophyta, Magnoliopsida, Lamiales, Phrymaceae. The record is from RefSeq and is a predicted model, not a curated record.